Messenger RNA from Alnus glutinosa, 3255 nucleotides. Its product is annotated as protein NLP7. Bases 132 to 3110 code for a protein of 992 amino acids. The record is from RefSeq and is a predicted model, not a curated record. Lineage: Eukaryota; Viridiplantae; Streptophyta; Magnoliopsida; Fagales; Betulaceae. The transcript has 5 exons. Gene Ontology annotation, molecular function: DNA-binding transcription factor activity; protein binding.
AGCUGUUGGAUUCCGUUGGAAAUGGAAUCAGACACUGCAAAGUGCAAAUUGGAUUGGAUUACCUCACCCUCCUCUCUUUCAACCUCUUACAUUAUCGGAAAGCAAAUCCCGGGAAAAGAAAGUCCGUGGAAAUGGCCGAACCGGAGGAACCCAAGUCAACGGGGGAGGAGGAGGAGGAGGAGGAGAGAGUAGAGGCGUUGAUCAUGGACUUCGAUAAUCUAGAUGACUCCUGGUCGUGGGAUCAGAUCCUCUUGCUCUCCGACAACAACAUCGACAACAUUAGCCACAAUCCCAUGUCACCACUCUCCGACCAGCUCUUCUCUCCUCCCUGGGCCUUCGCAGAUGGAAACGACGACGCAGUGCAUGCCACCUCUGCUCCCCCGGACUCCUCUCCAUUGCUCUCCUGUACUCCCAAUUCAGCAACUGAAAUGCAAAUGGAGAUCGGAAAUAAUAGAAGAGUUCCAUCUCCACUUAUGGGACUGAAGCCCCUAGAUGAUUUAGAUGGGUAUUGUGUAAUCAAGGAGAGGAUGACACAAGCACUUCGGUACUUCAUAGAUGUGACGGAAAACAAUGUUCUAGCUCAGGUUUGGGCACCCAUAAAGAAUGGGAGCCGGUAUGUGCUCACAACUUCAGGGCAACCUUUUGUUCUUGGUCCACAUAGCAGUGGACUUCAUCAGUAUAGAAUGCUCUCUCUGGCAUAUACAUUUUCUGUGGAUGAGGAGAACGACGGAGUGGUUGGGCUUCCUGGCCGUGUUUUCCAGCAAAGAGUGCCGGAAUGGACUCCAAAUGUGCAGUAUUACUCCAGCAGAGAGUAUCCACGUCGUAAUCAUGCCCAGAAUAACAAUGUUCAGGGAAGCUUGGCAUUGCCUGUCUUUGAGGCUUCUGGCCAGUCCUGUGUUGGUGUACUUGAGAUCAUCAUGACUUCAACAAAGAUCAACUAUGCACCUGAGGUUGAUAAAGUCUGCAAAGCACUUGAGGCAGUAAAUCUGAAAAGUUUCAAGAUAUUGGAUCAUCCAAACACACAGAUUUGCAAUGAAGGUCGCCAGAAUGCGCUGGCUGAAAUUUUGGGAAUAUUGACGGUGGUGUGCGAAACUCACAAAUUACCUCUGGCUCAGACUUGGGUUCCAUGCAGGCAUCGCAGUGUUCUGGCCCAAGGUGGUGGUCUCAAGAAGAGCUGUACUAGCUUUGAUGGUGGUUGCAUGGGACAAGUCUGCAUGUCCACAACUGAUGUGGCCCUCUAUGUUGUAGAUGCUCACAUGUGUGGUUUCCGGGAGGCCUGUGUUGAGCAUCACUUGCAAAAGGAUCAGGGGGUUGCUGGGAGAGCAUUUUCGUCCCAUAGCUUAUGCUUCUGUGAAAACAUUACCCUAUUCUGCAAAACUGAGUACCCCUUAGUACACUAUGCCCGCAUGUUUGGUUUAGCCAGCUGUUUUGCCAUCUGCUUAAGGAGCACUCAUACGGGAGAUGAUGAUUACAUUGUAGAAUUUUUUCUGCCCCCAAGCAUUACAGACUUCUAUGAACAACGGAUUUUAUUGGGCUCCCUAUUGGCAACAAUGAAGCAGCAUUUCCAGAGUCUUAAGGUUGCUUCGGGUAUUGAACUUGAAGAUGAAGUAUCCGUCGAAAUCAUUCAAGUUUCUACGAAUGAGAGAGUUGAUUCAAGACUUGAAUCUUUACAAAUACCCUUAUCUAUGAAAUCACCACCUAGGCCUGAUGGCUUGCUGAAUAAGGGAGAUGUGGUGCAGUUAGAAUCAUCAAAACAGCAGUUAGUGUUGCACUUAAAUGACAUUAAUGAUAAAGGCACCAUUGCAAAUAAUGUUGGCGAAAGUGUCGAUCACUUUUCUUCUUUAGAAAAUAAGGAGAUCAGAAAGACAUCCGAGAGAAAGCGUGGAAAAACUGAGAAAUCACUUAGUCUAGAAGUUCUCCAACAAUAUUUUGCUGGAAGUCUUAAAGAUGCUGCAAAGAGCCUUGGUGUUUGCCCUACUACAAUGAAGCGUAUCUGUAGGCAGCAUGGGAUCUCCCGGUGGCCAUCUCGCAAGAUCAACAAGGUCAACCGUUCCCUCUGUAAGCUAAAGCAUGUAAUUGAAUCUGUUCAAGGUGCUGAAGGAGCAUUUGAUUUAAAUUCUCUCACCACGAGUCCUCUUGCUGUUGCUGUUGACUCUCAGCCUUCCAGUUUGAAUAGGUCAAAUCCACAAAAAUCACCAUCCUUUAAACUCUCUGAACCUCAGAAAAAGAAUGAAUCACCCACAGGUAUAACACUCAAAAACAACGAACAGGCUGGGAUGGAAGUUCUAUUGCAAGGACGAAGAAAGUUGAGUCCGAAGAACCUUAUUCGUGAUCGUAGUAGUUCUCCACCAGAGCUUGUUAGAGGCUCAAACAGGUCCAAAACGAGGAGUGGCUCACGUGAAGAGAGCGCCGGGACUCCUACUUCACAUGGUUCAUGUCAAGGCAGUCCCCCGGAUGGAAGCACACGGGCAAAGCAUCUAUAUAUUUCCUCCAUCAACGAGCAAUGCAAUAAAGUAGGCGGCUGCCCUGAUUUGGCAUAUCAACCCCCAGGGGCACCCAAUAUAUCAGCUACAUACUUAAUACCUGAUGGUCUUUUGAUGACAGAACCUCAAGAAACAUUUGGUGGAAUGCUAAUUGAGGAUGCUGGAAGUUCAAAAGAUUUGAGAAAUCUUUGUCCUUCAGUAGCAGAUGCUAUGUUGGAUGAGCAGGUCCCAGAGUUUUGUUGGACUAACCCACCAUGUCCCAGUUUGGCUCCUAACCAAUCUAUGGCUACUCUUGCUCACACCAUGCCACACGUUACAGCUAAGAAAGAGAUGAACAGUGUCACGAUAAAGGCAACAUUUAGGAAAGUUAUUAUCAGGUUUCGGCUUUCUUUGAGUUCAGGUAUUUUGGAGCUGAAAGAAGAAGUGGCAAAGAGGUUGAAACUCGAAAUAGGAACAUUUGGUAUCAAGUAUCUGGAUGAUGAUAAUGAGUGGGUAUUGAUAGCCUGUGAUUCAGACCUGCAGGAGUGCAUAGAUAUUUCAAGAUCGUCGGCCAGCAAUGUCCUCAGGCUUUUGGUUCAAGAUGUAAUGGCUAAUCUGGGGAGCUCCUGUGAGAGCUAUGGGGAGUGAGGAUUAGUUUGUGCAUAUUAGUGAGUCUGUACAUAUAUCCAUUCUUGUAGUGUUAGGAUGCAUGGGUAAGUUGUUGAUCUUGGUUUUAAGUCUCGCUCUAGUUGUAAGAAAUUUUCCGUUUAAUUAAAGAAGUACCACUUUCCUA